AUGACUGCACAGACAGACAGUGAUCUUCUGCGGAAGCUGCAACAGCUGGUCUCAGACAACCCGAUUGCAGUAACAGCCGCAGCUGUAGCCGGGAUUGCAGCCGCGUCAUUCAUGAUUUCAGCUGGCGGCUCCACGAAGCCUCUUCAGCUUCCCUUCGACUUGAAUGACCAGUCGGUGGUCAUCGAUGGACAGCCGGAGCAUCGGGCCUCGAGGUUCAGCAAGGGGCCGGACUACUACGACAGGGACCUGCCUGCCGCAGAGGUCAACACAGUCUAUGGGGCACUGCUGAGGGGCUUGCGGCAAUCUAAGAAUAACCCCUGCCUGGGAGCACGAACCGGCCCCAAGAAAGAAUUCGAGUGGAUGUCUUACCAGCAGGUCGUUGACAAGGUGUUACAGUUUGGCUCAGGACUAGUUCACCAAGGGGUUGCCCCUAGCAACGAAGUCAAGGUUGGCAUCUACGCGGCCAACCGGCCAGAGUGGACCAUUGCAGACUACGGCUGUCAGGCUUAUUCCAUGUGUCCAGUGCCACUCUACGACACGCUUGGACUGCAGGCCAUUAAGUACAUAAUUGACCAGUGUAAAAUCAGCACAGUCAUCUGUGACGCGGAAGCAAAAGUCAAGACUUUGAUCAGUUUAUGCCCGGAGCUGCCCAGCCUGAAGUUACUGGUGGUCGUCGACAAGGUGGCUCAAGCGCUCGAAGACGAGGCGAAGGGAGCAGGGUUAGAUCUGAUUCAGUUUGAGGAACUUCUGAAAAAUGGACAGAACAAUCUGCGAGAGCCCCUGCUUCCCAAACCGGACGAUAUAUUUUCCAUUUGCUAUACAAGUGGAACAACAGGAAACCCAAAAGGCGUCGUACUGACCCACUAUGCUUUUGUGUCUAUGGUACAAAGUAUUAUGCUCGGAGUUCAGACCAACUUUGUGCCAACCUGUGACGACGUGUACCUCUCUUACUUACCGCUGGCACACAACUUCGACAGAGCCGUCCAUGUGAUGAUGCUCUUAGCGGGAGGUCGAAUCGGAUACUUCAGUCGCGACAUCAAGCUGCUGACAGAUGACCUGGCCACACUCCGACCCACUCUCUUCGUCACAGUGCCUCGGCUACUCAACAGGAUAUAUGACGCUGUACACACGGAAGUGAAACAUUCCAUAAUUAAAUCUGCCAUUCUAAGAUGGGCACUAGCCAGCAAGCAGAAAGAUGUAAACAGACGUAUCUACAGAAGAGACAGCAUCUGGGACAAGAUCCUCUUCAACAAAAUCCAAAAUAAACUCGGUGGGCGUGUCCGUAUUGUGAUAACUGGUUCCGCCCCUCUUCUGCCGGAUGUCAUGAACUUCCUGAGAUGUUCCCUGGGCUGUGUGGUUCUAGAAGGCUAUGGCCAGACCGAGUCUGGUGCUGGAGCUUCCCUGACAAUACCUGGAGACCCCAGCCUAGGUCACGUGGGACCUCCGCUGCCCGGCUGCCACAUCAAGCUUGUUGACGUCCCGGACAUGAAUUACUACGCCAAGGACAACUUCGGCGAGAUUUGUAUCAAAUCAGAUUAUAUUAUGAAGGAAUAUUAUCUGGAACCCGAGAAGACAGCUGAGGCUCUAGAUAGUGAUGGCUGGUUACAUACCGGAGACAUCGGCACCUGGUUACAGAUGGGAACUCUGAAGAUAGUCGACAGGAAAAAGAACAUAUUUAAACUGGCACAGGGCGAGUACGUGGCCACCGAGAAGAUCGAGAAUGUCUACCAGAAUAGUCCGUUUGUUGGGCAGAUCUUUGUGGAUGGAGACAGUCUCAAGACUUGUCUGAUGGCAGUGGUUGUCCCUGACGUCCUGUAUCUGGAGAAGUGGGCUCCCAAGAACGGCUUCCCAUCAGACCUGGCUGACUUCUGUGGCCGCCAGGAUGCCAAGGGUAUUGUCCUCAAGGACAUGUUUGCGCAGGGAAAGAAGGCAGGACUGCAAUCCUUUGAACAGGUUAAAGACAUAUAUUUGGAGUCGAACCCAUUCACCGUAGACAAUGACCUUCUGACUCCGACCCUGAAGAACAAACGACCAGCCCUGAGGAACCUUUACAAGCAGAAGAUAGCACAACUCUACACUAGCAAUGGACUUUAG
Molecule: messenger RNA, 2094 nt
Organism: Candidula unifasciata
Lineage: Eukaryota; Metazoa; Mollusca; Gastropoda; Stylommatophora; Geomitridae
Source: the annotation of a GenBank genome assembly